AUGUACCAAAGUAGGCAAUCCUCACAAUCACAUGCACCUAGGCAACAAAAUGCAUCAGAGAGUAAUGGUUCACUUGAAUCUUUACUUAAAGGUUUUAUAAACCAAACCAAUGCCACUUUGAGAAAUUUGGAGACCCAACUUGGCCAAUUUGCCGCUGAUCUCAAGAAUAGACCUCAAGGAACCUUGCCUAGUGACACAGAAACAUCUAAGGAACAUGUCAAGGUCGUGACUUUAAGAAAUGAUGAGAACUUGAGAGAAUCUAGUAACGCAAAGGAAACAUCUAAUGAACUGAUUUGUCAAGAAAAUAUUCCACAUUCUUUUGACACAUCGAAAUUUCCAGUUUUGUUUCCUCCAGCUGAAGUCACACAGAAUCCAGUUCUCGUCCAAAAAACAGCAGCUCUGUCCAGUUCCAGCACCAACCAGUCUCCAGCUGACACUGCCCAUAGUAGGCAGAAAGUGCCCACUCCCCAACAGAAAAAGACCGGUCCAACAGAUAUAGAUCUGAGAGAUUUACCUUUUCCAGGUAAGAUGAAAGCCAAAAAUGCGGAUGUACAGUUUAAGAAGUUCUUGGACAUCUUUAAGAAACUCCACAUUAACAUACCUUUGGUAGAGGCUCUUGAGCAAAUGCCUAGCUAUGUUAAAUUUUUGAAAGACAUCCUUAGUAAAAAGAGAAGUCUAAGUGAAUUUGAGACCGUGUAUUUGACAAAGAAAUAUAGUGUUCUUCUUACUUGCAAAAUUCCCCCCCCCCCCAAAUUAAAAGACAUGGGGAGUUUCACCAUCCCAUGUUCAAUUGGAGGGAAGGAAGUAGGUCAUGCUCUGUGUGACCUUGGAGCAAGUAUAAAUCUCAUGCCUUUGUCCAUCUUUAAUAAAUUGGGAAUAAGGGAAAUCCGACCAACCACCGUAAUCUUACAACUAGCGGAUAGGUCUUUGGCGUAUCCAAAAGGAAAAAUUGAAGACAUUUUGGUUAAAGUGGAUAAAUUCAUAUUUUUAGCCAACUUGUUAGUGUUAGAUUAUGAAGCUGAUAGGAAUGUUCCGAUCAUCUUAGGAAGACCCUUUCUUGCCACGGGUAGAACAUUGAUUGACGUGCAAAAAGGAGAGUUAACAAUGAGAGUGAAUGACCAAUAUGUGACUUUCAAUGUGUUUAAAUCUCUUAAGUUCAAUGGGGAAAUUGAGGAAUGUUCGUCUAUCUACUCAGUAGGUGAAGAUUUAGAUCUAAGUUUGAUAGACUGUGUCCGCAGUGGAGACACUGUGGGUAUAGCAGAACACAUUUGUGAAGAAGACUUACUUGAGGAUAUAGCUGCCUUUAAACAGUUAGAUUUUAAAGAUAGACCAACCCAAACCCCAUCCAUUGUAGAAGCACCCAACUUAGAGUUAAAACCACUUUUUUCACAUCUUAAGUAUCCAUAUCUUAUGAAAGGAGAAAAAUUGCCUGUAAUUAUUUCUUCCAACUUAAGUGGUGAACAAGAAGAAAGGUUGAUAGAUUUGUUGAAAGACCACAAGAAAACCUUUGGUUGGACCAUAGCCGAUAUUGGGGAAUAA
This is a messenger RNA of Cynara cardunculus var. scolymus (artichoke), 1539 nucleotides long. RefSeq lists its product as uncharacterized. The record is from RefSeq and is a predicted model, not a curated record. Lineage: Eukaryota; Viridiplantae; Streptophyta; Magnoliopsida; Asterales; Asteraceae. The transcript has a single exon. The coding region runs from base 1 to 1539 and encodes 512 amino acids.